AUGCCACCAAAGGGAUGGAGAAAAAAUGCAGAAGGGCAAUACCCUCUGCAGAAGCAAGAUCUGGAUCUUGUUUCUAUAGACGAUAUCUUGUUUCCUCGUGCAACCGUGCAGAAAUUGGCAAAGGCUAUAUUAAAUUCCACUGAAGACGAAUCAGAGUCCAACUCAAUAAUGGCCAAGGAUUCCGUUAUUGCACUCCAGCGUUCUGCUACUGUUUUCGUUUCACACUUGAUGUUUCACGCGAGGAAAAUCUCGAAAGAAAGCUCCAGAAAGACUGUCAAUGCCCAGGAUAUCUUAGCAGCCAUCGAAAGAGCAGAGUUCCCAGGGUUUUUACCUGAGAUUAAGCUGAAGCUCGCCACAUUUGAGCAAAAUAGCUUGUUAAAGAGAAAUGAAAAGAAACUGAAGAAGGUGAGUGAGAAAAAGGAAGAGGAUGAAGCCAGCGGAGGAGAACAACUGUCCAAGAGACUAAAGGGUAACGGCGCAAAUGCUCAAGUAAAAAGAGACCCAGAAGACGAGCAAGAUGAAGACGACGAUGAAGAUGAAGAAGACGUGGAUAAUGACGAAACUGAUCCCAUCCCUGCGGAUGAUGAUGCUGAUGACGAAGAAGAUGAAGACGAAGAUGAGGAUGAAGCGAUUAGAACCCAAAAUCCAAUUACUCUUUUGGAGAGGGAGGAGAAGGAGCUCAAUCAAGAAGAAGGGGUAGAAGAAGAAGAUAACGCGGAGGAAGAUGAUGAAGAAGACGACGAGUAA
Dujonia railenensis is the source of this 747-nucleotide messenger RNA. Lineage: Eukaryota; Fungi; Ascomycota; Pichiomycetes; Serinales; Debaryomycetaceae. The record is from the annotation of a GenBank genome assembly.